UCUGCAGACCAGAGUUGAGAAUGACUGCCUCUGUUGUUGUUGUGGGAUCUUGUAUGACUGAUCUGAUCAGUUACGUUCCAGUUCUACCAAAGGGCGGAGAAACUGUCCAUGGAACUAAGUUCAUGGUGGGUUUUGGCGGAAAAGGAGCCAACCAAGCUGUAAUGGCUGCAAAACUAGGUGCAAAGACGGCUCUUGUAGCCAAGUUGGGCACAGACACAUUCGGAGAUAAUUACAUAGAGAAUUUGAAGAAUGUCGGAGUAGACAUCACCCACGUUGGGAGGGUGGAGUCUGCAGCUUCUGGUGUGGCUACCAUUACAGUGGACAAUCAGGCUGAGAAUUGUAUUGUUAUAGUCGGAGGAGCAAACAACGAGCUUGAUGACGAGGCCGUUAAUCAAGCCAAGAGUCUUCUGGCAAGCGGCAAAGUUGUGGUGUUCCAACAGGAAAUACCUUUAUCCACCAACUUGACUGCUCUGAAGCUUAUCAAGAGUCUAAACAAGGACAUUACCACAAUCUACAACGCUGCUCCGGCAACUGAUAGCCUCCCUGACGAACUGUACAAGCUAGUUGAUAUCUUCUGUGUUAACGAAUCUGAGGCAGAGAAGCUCCUUGGAUUAGAAUCUGUUAACUCAGUGGAAGAGGCUUCUAAUGCAGCGGGUCUGUUAAGAAAGAAAGGUUGCAAGAUGGGAAUGGUAACUCUUGGAGCCAAUGGUGUGAUUUAUCAAGACGGCUCUGGUGAAAAUGUCCAUGUUCCCUGUCCGAAGGUUAAAGCUGUUGAUACCACUGGUGCUGGAGAUGCAUUUAUCGGAUCGCUUGCUUGUCUGUUGGCUGAUGAGUCGUUGAAAGGAAGGUCGUUUCAAAGAAAGGUUGAGGUUGCUUGUAGUGUUGCUUCUCAGAGUGUCACUAAACUAGGUACUCAGAGUUCUUAUCCUACUUCAUACUAACUUCAAGCUUAUCCUACUUCAUACUAACAGUGCUUCAAGCUUAUCCUACUUCAUACUAACAGUGCUUCAAGCUUAUCCUACUUCAUACUAACAGUGCUUCA
This is a messenger RNA of Bolinopsis microptera, 1042 nucleotides long. RefSeq names its product ribokinase-like. Gene Ontology annotation, molecular function: ribokinase activity. The transcript has a single exon. The record is from RefSeq and is a predicted model, not a curated record. Bases 21 to 941 code for a protein of 306 amino acids. NCBI's taxonomy places the organism in Eukaryota, Metazoa, Ctenophora, Tentaculata, Lobata, Bolinopsidae. Gene Ontology annotation, biological process: D-ribose metabolic process.